AUGAUUGCCGUUCGUCAGUUUGAUUACGCAUGUCGAAACAUGGGGAGCGCAGGCAACAAUACCACAUUAUAUGAAGUUUUGUCUACCGAACUUAUACUUCAAAGAGACACAUUGAUUAAAGAUAUAUGGCCCAUACACAAAUGCUUAGAGCACAAUAUAAUUAAUGACACGUCGAACGAUGAACUAACGAAUAGAAUAUUUAUCAACAAUGGAACACAGAUAAUGUGCUUGGAACACGCUCCCAUCCUGACAAAGAGCACCGUAAUACGCGCCAGCAUACUCUCUGUGAUGGCUUUGUUAUCUUUCGCAGGGAAUUUCGCGACGAUGAUAAGCGUACAAAGGGGAAAGCGGGGCCGAAGACGAACGAGGCCUUCUUGGACUGCAAUAUAUAGUCUUAUAUUUCAACUAAGCAUAGCCGAUUUGUUAGUAACAGUAUUUUGUAUAGCGGGGGAAGCGGGGUGGUCGUUUUCAGUGCAGUGGUAUGCGGGGAAUGUAGGAUGCAAAUUAUUUAAAUUCCUGCAAAUGUUCUCGUUGUAUUUAAGCACUUUUAUUCUAGUUCUUAUCGGCGUUGAUAGAUGGUUAGCUGUGAAGUAUCCUAUGAAGAGUAUGGGAACUGCUACAAGAAGUACCAGAUUAGUUAUAAUUGCGUGGAUUUUGAGCUUCUUAUUUAGUUUACCACAAACCGUGGUAUUCAGGGUAGCAAAAGGUCCAUUUGUAGAAGAGUUCUACCAGUGCGUGACCCAUGGUUUUUAUACGGAUAGAUGGCAAGAGCAGGCGUAUACUACACUAUCACUUGUCUUUAUGUUUCUUCUACCACUUUUAAUAUUAAUCAGUACCUACGUGUCUACUGUAAGAACUAUUGCAAAGAGUGAAAAAGUAUUUCAACCGGAGACGAGACGAGAAAAAUAUUUAACUCCAGACAUGAAUAGACGAAGACUUAUCGAUAGAGCGAAAAUGAAAUCGCUACGAAUGUCUGUCGUUAUAGUAGCUGCGUUUGUGAUAUGGUGGACACCAUAUUAUAUUAUGAUGAUAAUUUUUACAUUCUCAAAUCCUGAUAAACGUUUAAGUGAGGAGCUACUUUCAGGGAUAUUCUUCUUUGGAAUGUCCAAUAGCUUGGUGAAUCCCGUUAUUUAUGGAGCUUUUCACUUAUGGCCCAGAAAGCGCGCUCGAUAUAGUGAUAAGGAAUCUGGUGGACCCCACGCAUCAUUAUUCCGCCGAGGUGACCUCACCUCAUCUGUCAGACUGACCACGAUCAGAUCGAUGAGAUCAUCAGCCAAAUAUACUAACGGACAAAACAAUGUGAGUGUUUUAUAA
Molecule: messenger RNA, 1314 nt
Organism: Pieris macdunnoughi
Lineage: Eukaryota; Metazoa; Arthropoda; Insecta; Lepidoptera; Pieridae
Source: the annotation of a GenBank genome assembly